UUUUUUUUUGUUAGGGUUGAAUAGAAUGAACGAUGCCUUGAUCACUAGCCUAAAAAUAAACCGAUGUAUCCUCUCUUUUUAACCCAUAUCCCAGACCAAGCUUUUUAUUAUUAUUAUUAUUAUGUUAGCUUCCUCGCCAUUGCUUGUUCGAAGUAGAAAGCAAUAAUAAAAUCAAAUGAAAAUAGGUAUGUUUUAGUUUCUACACGCUAGCAUGUUCUUUUCCCUUCAUCUUUCAGGGUUGGUAAGGCAAAUUAACCUUGGUCAGACCACUGAUCCGUUCGACAUAGAAGAAAUUCUGGUACGUUUAUAUGAAAAGAGGAUUUCAUGCUAUAUUUAGUAAAAUACUAUUUUCUUCAAUAGCGAUGAGAUUUAGCUUUGUUUAGCUUUGUUGUGCAUCGGAGGAGAAGCGUAAGGUGAUUUCGUGUAAACGCGAGGGAAACCUAGCAGGGAGGAAUUAUAAUUUGAAGGCGGCAGCUUAGGAUGCUUUAAAAGCUGCCUCAAAAAACUAGUUGAAUGGGUAGAAAUUAUGGUUUGCAACUUCAGCCAACUAGUUUUUUGCGGCAAAUUAAGGGUCAAUGAGUGCAUUAGAAAGUGAUUUGAAGAAAUUUGGUGCUCCUUGAGCAUGGAGGAAAGUUAAAGAAAUCAAGCAUUGAAAGAACAAGUUAACCGAAAUUUAUUUGAGACUUUGCUUAUGAUGUUGCUUAAGAUCCUGUUAGAGAUCCUGCUUAAGGUAAGCAGCAGUGCUUAAGGUGCAGUACAGGUCAAGUUGAAAGUCAAGCAUAAGCAGAAAAACUCAUUUUAUUCCAAACCUGCCGAGAUUUGCUGAGGGUCUGCUUAACCUUAAGCAGACAGUGCAACCAAAGGCUGAAAUUUGCUGAAGAAGCUGCUUAGGGUUAAGCAGUACCCUAAGCAGACUGUCCAGAAAGUGAAUAAUGCUGCUGACUUGGAUAAUUUUACACCAUUUCCUAUCCACUCCUUGACUCUUAUCUAUUUUUUUGGCAACCUUUGGGACUAUAUAAAAACAUAAUUUUCUAGCUUUUGCCACAAGAGGAAACGGGAAGAAACAAAGAAAAGAAAAAAAUUAUAAAUAGAAAGAGGAGGACGCCAUUUUUCUGAGGGAGGAGCUGCUGCAAUCAUCUUUGGGAGCUCCAGAAAUCAGAGUUUUGGGUUUUUCUACCUGUGUUUUUCUAUUUUUAGUCCUCUUAUCAUGUUUUUCUUUACUUUUCCAUCAAUCUUUCUUGUAAAUACCAAUAUGAGUGAAUAAACUCUUUGGAUUUCAGAGUUAGGAAAUAUAUUUUAGAUUAAUUUAUGGAUUUGGACUAGGUAUUUUCAUAUUUUAUAUAAAUAUGAGUUUUGAUUCCUUCCUUGUGUGCUUGUUUUACUUGCCUAAUGUUGGUACCCAUUGAGUAUUGUGUUAAUCUUUGAUUGAAGGACCGAAAGGUGAAAUUCAUUGAUAGAUAAUCAAGGAUUGGAGCUUAAAAUUACUUAGAUUUAGAAAUAAACUAGGGUUUUAAGAGGAAUUAAUGAUUGAUUACAAAACUUAAUUGAUUUUAAAUUAAUCAAAUACCGUACGAAAGUAGGUUUGGUUAUUUUAGAACACACUUUAGUUUGCUUGAAUAAGAUAUCAAAGGAAUUUAGAAUCAAUCACAUUCAAACUCUAUUUUCUCUUAAAAUUGAAAUAUUCAAGACAAAUCUCAAUUAAUUUAUGCAUAAACCCCCAACUCUGAAAUCACUUUAAACAUAAUUAGACUUUGAUUUAAAUUACCCGUUAUUAAUUUAGUUCAAUUGCAUUUAGAUUUAGAAUUUAUUUGCUUGCUCUUUACCCAUUCUAAUUAGAUUAAUCAAUUUACUUUGCUCAUUUACGUUUACCAUUUAUUCACCAAUUAUUAGCCCAAAUAAUCGCUUCAUUCAUAGUUUGGUACUCAAACGACAAAUCCUCGUAGGAACGAUACUUGAUUCAUCAUUCUAUUACUUGAGACGACCUAUACACUUGCGAAUUCGUGCAACAAGUUUUUGGCCCUGUUGCCGGGGAUUUGAUUUUUGUUUGAUAUUGAACGAUUGUUUGUUUAGUUAAUUUGGGCAUUUCAUUUUAUUUUAUUUUCUUUUACCAUUUUACUUUGAGAAUUUGUUUAUAUUGUUUUUCAAAUACUUUAUUUUAUGAGAAGGACAAAAAGUGAAGAAAUCAAUUUAUUAUUUAAUCCAGAAAUAGAAAAGACAACAAGAGUUUUAAGAGCAGAAUCUAAGAGGAGAAAAGCUGAAUUUAAAGCUCAACAACAAGAAGAAAGAGCACAAGAGCAAGAGCAAUUACAUGAAGAAAUGGCCAAUAACAAUAACAACCGCUCUGUGAAGGAUCACGCCUAUCUUAACAUUGGGGAUUUCAUGUCAAGUAUCACAAGACCAAGAGUAGAAGCUAAUAAUUUUGAAUUAAAGCCUGCACUCUGUCAGAUGGUACAACAAUCACAAUUUGGGGAAAGUCCAAGUGAAAGUCCACAUGUGCAUCUAUCACACUUUAUUGAGAUCAGUGAUAUGUUGAAGAUAAAUGGAGUUUCUAAUGAUGCAAUUCGACUCAGAUUAUUUCCUUUUUAUUUGAAGGACCGAGCUAAAGAGUGGUUACAUUCUUUGCCACCGGGUUCUAUCACAACAUGGGAUGAACUUUCUCAAGCAUUUUUAGCUCAAUAUUUUCCACCAAGCAAGACAGUUAAGCUAAGAAAUAAGCUGACUUCUUUCAAACCUAGAGAUGAUGAGAGCUUAUAUGAAGCAUGGGAGAGGUACAAGGAUUUGCAAAGGAGAUGUCCACAUCAUGGGAUUCCUAAGUCGAUGCUUGUUCAACACUUUUACAAUGGAGUUUCACCAACUAUUAGAAGUACAAUUGAUGCAUCUUCUGGAGGUGAUCUUAUGGAGAAAUCUGAAGAUGAAGCUUUUUCUGCUUUAGAUAAAAUUGCUUAUAACAAUUACCAAUGGAGUUGUGAGAGGAAUGAGAUCAAGAAACCAGCUCGUAUGUUCGAGCUUGAUGCUAUGAAUAUGAUUAAUGCUAAGUUUGAUGUUUUGACAAGGAAGAUGGACAAGCUAAGCAUGAAAGUAAAUUCUUCAGUUGGAGCUUCACGUAAUUUAGUAGAUGUUGGAGCUGCAAAUGUCAAUUGUGCAACUGAUUUUUCUACAUUUAGUCAAGAUUUUUCAAGUGAGCAAGUAGAUUAUGUGGGGAACUACAAUCAAAGACCAGGUGGUAACCCAUUUUCUGCAACUUAUGAUCCAGCAUGGAGAAACCACCCCAAUUUCUCUUGGGGAGGUAGACAAGGACAACACCAAAAUUUUCAGCAACCUUCUGGGUAUCAACAACAUCAGAAUUUUCAACAGAAUAUAUGUCCUCCUCUUGGAAUUCCCAAACCUCAAAAUGGGCCUGCUCCACCACAACCACAACAAUCUCCACCACAAAAAGCACAACCAGACAAGACAGCUAGAUUGGAAACUAUGAUUGAGACUCUAUUAGUGAGCCAUCAAAGUCAACCAGAAAUGAUUUCUCAAUUAGCAUCUAAAGUGGAUCAAAUGGCAAAACACACAACAAGAUGUUAGAGAAUUAAAUAGCUCAACAGGCUAGCUCUUCAAAUAGUAAAGCUUUUGGGAAGCUUCCUAGCCAACCUGAGAAUCCAAGGGAGCAGUGCAAUGCUGUUACUUUAAGAAGUGGAAAGGUAAUGAGGGAAGAACACGAAAUUGAAGUAAAGUUGAAAGAAAAGAAAGAUGAGUGUGAGAGUGAAUCCACUUCAACUAAAACUAAAGCUAAUAAGGAAGCAAAUGAAGAGAAAAAAGAUAAGAAGAAAAUAGAAGAGAAAUAUGUGCCUCCUGCACUGUACAAGCUACCAUUGCCCUUUCCUCAGAGGUUUCAGAAAGCACAAUUAGAUAACCAGUUUGGGAAAUUCCUUAAAGUUUUGAAGAAGUUGUAUAUCAACAUUCUAUUCACCGAUGUCAUUUCUCAAAUGCCUUCUUAUGCUAAGUUUUUGAGGGAGAUUUUAUCAAAUAAAAGAAGGUUGGAAGAUUAUGAAACUGUUGCACUUACUGAGGAGUGCAGUGCUAUAUUGCAGAACAAGCUCCCACCUAAGCUGAAAGAUCCUAGAAGUUUUUCCAUACCAUGUCACAUUGGAGAAACAAGUAUUGAGAGAGCAUUAUGUGACUUGGGGACUAGUGUUAGCUUGAUGCCGCUUUCCAUAUGUGAGAAGUUAAAGGUUGGAGAUCUAAAGCCCACAACUAUUUCUUUGCAGUUAGCUGACAGAUCUAUAAAGUAUCUAGUUGGGAUUUUAGAGAAUGUGCCAUUAAAAGUUGGAAAGUUUUUCAUUCGAAAGUUUUUCAUUCUAGUGGAUUUUAUUGUACUAGAGAUGGAGGAGGAUGUAAGAACGCCCAUCAUACUUGGAAGGCCAUUUUUAGCCACUGCAGGAGCUAAUAUAGAUGUAAAGAAUGGGAAAUUGAAGUUGACAGUUGGGGUGGAGGAAAUAGAGUUUAAUUUAUUCCAACAUUCCAAGAAACCAGCUAUGAUGAAUUCUUGUUAUAGGGUAGAUGUUAUAGAGCAUGAUGCUGAAACUGAAGUUACUAAACUAGAGGAAAAUCAAGCUAUUCCAAUGCAAUGCAAUCAGCAUAAAGUGCGAAAGAAAAAGUCAGCUUCACCACCUCAUUUGAUUAACAAUGAAGCUUCGAAAGUUAAGCUCAAGCCUCCAUCAAAAUCACUCAAAAGAGGAGAUUCAUAUAAAGUUUGUAAGAAUAAUCUUCAAGAUAUAGUUGGGAUUCUGAAUAAAGCAACAAGUAUUUUCACAUAUAAUAGGAAAAAGUUGAAGUAUAAAUUCAUUUCAACACCUGUUGUGAAGGGAGGUAAUAUUUUCCAAUUCCAACCACCAUGAGCUUUGAAAAGAAGGUCAAGCUUAAAACCUUAAACAAGCGCUUAUUAGGAGACAAGUCAAGCGUAUCCUUUUAUAGUUUAUUAAUUUUCUAUUUCAUCUCAUUUUAGUUUUUACCCUCAUUAAACUCAAAAGUGAUAUUUGUUUAUUUUUUGUAGGUUAUUCACGAAGAUUGGGCAAAUUGAGACUUGUAGCAAAGAAAGGACGAAUUGAGAGGGAGCAAGUAUAAAGCAAAUUCAUGCAUUUAUCUAGUCCCUGUGAACAAUAACACUUUUAAACUUGUGCUAAAUUGUUGAUAUUGAAAUCUACUUGAUAGCACAUGUUUAAUUUUACGUCUUGUGUAAAUUUUGUGAAAUGCAACUUGAAUGAGGAUCAAUUUUGAUAUUUAGGACUAAUGUGAACUUUAUUAAAGUGUAAAAAUGGUGUUUGUUAA
Molecule: messenger RNA, 5313 nt
Organism: Hevea brasiliensis (rubber tree)
Lineage: Eukaryota; Viridiplantae; Streptophyta; Magnoliopsida; Malpighiales; Euphorbiaceae
Exons: 2
Coding region: 2158-3570 (470 amino acids)
Source: RefSeq, a predicted model, not a curated record